Messenger RNA from Zonotrichia leucophrys gambelii, 3079 nucleotides. RefSeq names its product LIM homeobox 4 (gene LHX4). Lineage: Eukaryota; Metazoa; Chordata; Aves; Passeriformes; Passerellidae. The transcript has 5 exons. Gene Ontology annotation, molecular function: zinc ion binding; DNA-binding transcription factor activity, RNA polymerase II-specific; RNA polymerase II transcription regulatory region sequence-specific DNA binding. The record is from RefSeq and is a predicted model, not a curated record. Gene Ontology annotation, biological process: regulation of transcription by RNA polymerase II; neuron differentiation. Gene Ontology annotation, cellular component: nucleus. Bases 94 to 1365 code for a protein of 423 amino acids.
GACACGGCACCUCCCGCCGCCGGGCUCCGCCGGCCCGGCCCGCGGCUCUCCCGCCCCUCUUCUCUCCCCUCCGCCGCCCCCCGGGCCAAUAAAAUGAUGCAAAGCUCUGCGCUCGCCGCCGAAGGGGCUGUCAAGGGGCUUCCCGAGAUCCUCGGUGUGCCGGUGCAACAGAUCCCGCAGUGCGCCGGCUGCAACCAGCACAUCCUGGACAAGUUCAUCCUCAAGGUGCUGGACCGCCACUGGCACAGCUCCUGCCUCAAGUGCGCCGACUGCCACAUGCAGCUGGCCGAGCGCUGCUUCUCCCGGGCCGGCAGCGUCUACUGCAAGGAGGAUUUCUUCAAGCGUUUCGGGACCAAAUGCACGGCGUGCCAGCAGGGCAUCCCCCCGACCCAGGUGGUGCGCAAGGCCCAGGACUUCGUGUACCACCUGCACUGCUUCGCCUGCAUCAUCUGCAGCCGCCAGCUGGCCACGGGCGACGAGUUCUACCUGAUGGAGGACGGCCGGCUGGUCUGCAAGGAGGACUACGAGACGGCCAAGCAGAACGAUGACUCCGAGGCGGGCGCGAAGCGGCCCCGGACCACGAUCACGGCCAAGCAGCUGGAGACGCUGAAGAACGCCUACAAAAACUCCCCCAAGCCCGCCCGCCAUGUGCGGGAGCAGCUCUCCUCCGAGACGGGGCUGGACAUGAGGGUCGUGCAGGUGUGGUUCCAGAACCGGCGGGCCAAGGAGAAGCGGCUCAAGAAGGACGCGGGGCGGCAUCGCUGGGGGCAGUUCUACAAGAGCGUGAAGCGGAGCCGCGGGGGAGCGAAGGUGGACAAGGAGAGCUCGGCCGAGGACUGCGGCGUCAGCGACAGCGAGCUGAGCUUCCGCGGUGAGCGCGGCGCCCGAGCGGGCCCGGGGGGACGCGGGGCCGCCCCCGGCGCUCACCGCCCGCCUCCGCUCUCCCUCCUGUCCCCGGCAGACGAGCAGAUCCUCUCCGAGCUCGGCCACAACAACAGCAGCAGCAGGGUUUACGGCUCCGUGGGGGACGUGGCCGGCGGACAGUUGCUCAACGGCGGCUUCUCCAUGGAGGGCACGGGACAGACGUACCAGGACUUGCGGGACGGGAGCCCCUACGGCCUCCCGCAGUCGCCGUCCUCCAUCUCGUCGCUGCCGGCGCACGGGCCCUUGCUCAACGGGCUGGACUACGCCCUGGACGGCGGGCUGGGGCUGGCGCCCGGCGCGCAGGGGGUGAGUCACACGCUGCGGGCCAUGGCCGGGGGGGGCCCCACCUCCGACAUCUCCACGGGCAGCAGCGUGGGGUACCCAGACUUUCCCACCAGCCCGGCCUCCUGGCUGGACGACAUGGAUCACCCUCCCUUCUAAGCGCUGCUCGCCCCCGCCCCGGCCCCCCGCGCUCCCCCGGCCCGCAAGCAGCACCGAGGGCACCGCCGGCGGCUGAGCUUCCUGCCCGGGAGAUCCCGAGGGAAUCGGCCCUGCAGGGCUGCAGGGAGGGGGGACAGCGCGGCCGGGGCGGGGGAUGCACGGAUGCCUUUGGGUGUAAGCACAAGAGAGGAGCCGGCCGCGGCGGGGCCGGCGGGAGGGAGAGAAGAACACUCGGGGGUGGCAGAGCCCAUCCCGGCCCCGCGGAGCCCCGCAGCCCUGCCGAGCACCGCUGCUGUUCUCCAGAGUUAUUUUUCCAUAUGGUGUUGAAACGCAGCUCGGCGCUGCCCGGAGCCUCCGCGGACAGAGAAGUCUAUAUUGUAGAAGGGUUUAUUUUGCCGGGGGCAUUGCCCCGCUGCCCAGGGGCCAUCCUGCCUGCUCCUGGCCCAGCGGCACUGAUUUAUCCCCGGGCACGCAGGAGCGUCGCUGCUUUGUACCGUGGUCACACGAGGGGAAGGAAUAAAAACAAAUCGCCUCCAUCCCGGGAUGCCCGCUGGCCAGGCUGUGCCAAGGCAGGGCCAGCCGGGAUUGCCUGGGGCUGGCACCGGCACAGCAGCCACUGCAGGGGUGGGUGAGAGAGGUGGGCAACCUUUGCUAUGAGGGCAUUGCAAAAAAAUUCCUCCCAUCUAUGGGGGAACAGGAAUUUUGUCAGCUGCAGAAGCCCUGCGUGGUGGUGGGAAGGGGAGAUGGGGCUGUGAGAUGCUCCUGGUGUGAGUCACCCUCCUCCUUUGGUGCCGUGGGUCUGGUGACACUGAAGGGGGAGUGCAGGCAGCCAGGGAGGAUCCCGGCGGCUCUGGCACAUCCCACCAGCCCCACGGGGUCUGCUCCUGGCCAGGCUCACUCAGCACCAGCCCUUGCUCGAAGCCACAUGCCCAUGUCUCCCAGCACAGCCACAGCCCCUGCCCUCAGACAUUCAGCCCCACGGAUAAGAUCCAGCCCCACACUCUCUGCCCAGCUCUGCCCCAGCCCCACAGGGAUGCCCUCGCCAUGGGGUCCCUGUGCCCUCCCUAUCUCUGGGGUGAUGCUGAUGAUCCCAGGCUGCCCUUCGGGGAGGGCUGGGGGUGGAUCCAGUUAGUCCAGGCUCCUUCCAGAGCUGUGCAGGCUGCAGAAGCAGAGGGGAAAAAAUACUAAAAAAAAAAAACAAAAAGAAAAAAAAAAAAAAAAGAAAAGCCACACGAGAAAGCACAUCACUGGUCUGUCCUUGUCCUUCCUUGCCCCCCCAGCUGGGUGCCUUGGUGCUGCAGGAGCUGCCCCAGCUGCAUCCACGUGCCUCCCCCUCCCCAGCCUUGGGUGCUGCUUCGUGCCAAGCUCCGGCCCUGGUGGGGAGGGGGACGGGGCAGAGCUGUGCCUGCUGCUCCCAUCCCCUUCAACAAGGCCAAAUGCCUCCUCCCCUCGCUGUGUAAAUUUUGUACAGUUCCAGAAAGUGAGAGUCUUCUUUCCUGGGGGAAUAAAAAGGAAAAAAAAAACCCAACAAAAAGAAUAAUAAUAAAAAAUUUUAAAGAAUAAAACCUUAUUUAUUGCCAUGUCUUGGGGGAGAAAUGAUCCCCCCAAAUUGCCCCCGGAUUCGGGCCCAGGGCGUUGCUUUUGUACCCUGCCUCAGUGUGUUGGCAUGAGAUGUGUACAGUCACCCCCUCGCCGUGAGGGAAAGCGAUGGCAA